This is a messenger RNA of Porites lobata, 15823 nucleotides long. The record is from the annotation of a GenBank genome assembly. Lineage: Eukaryota; Metazoa; Cnidaria; Anthozoa; Scleractinia; Poritidae.
CCCUUUUGAAAUGUCCGAGUAGUAGUCUCAAUCGUUAGUUAUUCAGUAACCUCACUCACUCACUUUCUCCCUCACUAGGUUCUGUUUUCGUUGUGAAUUUCAGUGUAAUCUACGGAUCUUCGCUUGUGUGAAACGUUUACAGAAACAUUUCAUCGGGAAAGUGCGAUUUCAUGAGAAUUUCCGGAAAAAGAUUGAGGAUCGAUGUCACAUUUGCGCGGUGUCUUAAUCUGGUUUCUGCCCUGGCAAUCCGUAUGCUUGGAUAAAACGUUUUUCAUCUGAUGUCAUCGCAUUAUUGUCUAUUCUUGUGUGAGACCCUGAGUGUAAACAUCUUUUCUAGAGCACAGUGAAGCAAAAAAUUGGGUACAGCAGCCAUGAUAUCCUGUGCGCUCCUCAUAUCGUUAUUUCUGCAAGUUCUUUUAUCUUCACAAUACACAGGUAGGUAGAUUGCGGUAGACAAGACUUUAUUCAUGUAAUAUAGACGUUCGUUGAAUAUGUCACUUUCAUGCCACUUUGUAUUUGAAAAAUUAGAAUAGCCCAAAUUAGCCUCAUUGGACUCUGACAUGAUUAAACGUGACCAUUUCUCUAAUGAUUACUUCUCUAACUUUAGGCGCCAUUAACGUGGUGGAAACAAAAGGGGAAUAAUCCGGUUAUUUUGUGUGUGCACAUUUGUUGCCCAUCAUCACGGACUAUGAUUAAAUAUUUGACUUAAAAAAGGUAAAAAGAUCCUUUGAAUUAGUAAAAACUAUCGCAUGGCUUCGUUUCUAUUUGAGAAUCUGCCGCGUGAUACAUCUUCCUCUCAACGUAAAUUAGCACGAGGUAUUUUAAUUGACAAAGGUGUUCAUCCAACUGAACGCAAAUCGCUAAGCUACUUGAAGUAGAUUAGUCCUUUGAGACAGAAACUGUGGGCAAUCUUUGUUUCUCUCGUUAGGCGAAUCCACUCAGUAUUAAAUUAACGAAUGAACGAAUGUACUGGGCCUCAUUCUAUUCAGAGAUUUAUCCGAAAGACUCACUUCUUAUCAUUCCCUAAGGCAAUAUUUUAGAUAGACUAAUAAUUGAUUACGGCUAACUUAGUUAUUUCAUUUUUUUUUAUUAGCUUUUUCUUAGAAUGGUAGGAGAUUAUUGAAAUAUUAUUUUGUGAUAAUCAUUAUUGUUUUAAUUAGACAGUGUUUUUAGUGUCCCAUGGUUACGUACUCCCUGUUGUAUGAUAAACAAACGACUUUGUAGGAAACUGAAAUAGUAAUCAGUAUUUGUAAGCGCUAAACAGACGUGCAAUAAAAUAUCUUUCAAUUAAUAAUUUCCGACAGGAGGGUUAAGCUUCAAAGAUUACGUCCCCACCCAAAAGAACCCACAAAAUUCACUGCAACUUUUAUCAGUGUUAACGGUAAUUGUUUUAUUACUAUCACCUACAGUAUUGUUUUCUAUUUCGUUUUGUUUGUAUAGAGCUUUUUUCACUCCUCUGAUUUCUUCAAAUUUUUUUUUUUACAAUCUAUGUUUAAGGUACUAUGAACAAUUGGUCCACUUUGAUAAAGAAAUUCAUGCAAACGUAUAUCGUCAUAGUCUCUGGCAGUAUUCGAAACGUUUCCACUGUUCAUUUGAACGGCAUUUGAAACAUCACAUGUCGUUUUCAAUUGAAACCUGUAUUAGGCGGACACCCUGUAUUAAGCGGACACUACAGCUUUCCCCGAGGUGUUAAUGUGCACCGUGAAUUGUCUACUCCGGUAUGGAUAGAGAAUGUCCUGGGUGCAGGGUGAAAUCCGGGCUUUGUGUAUAAUAUGGAGUGUGAACGAAUACCCUGUUCCAGGCGUUCAGAUAGUAGAGCGCGGUCGUUUUUUUUUUCUGUCUUCGUGAAUUUUUCUCCCGCGCUCUGCUGUCUGAACGCCUGGAACAGGCCAAGCGGCUAGUGAACGAAUAUAUGUGUAGUAUGAAUUAUUAUGAUUAUUAUGGCCUCUAUUAUUGUUUUAAUUAUUACAAUUAGAACUAUUAUAAAAAUUGUUAAUGUCAUCAUCAUUAUCAUUAUUAUUAUUAUUUUUGCGUUUAAAAAAUUAGUCCUAGUUUACUGGAAAUUAAACGGAGUAAGGUAAUAAUGGCUGUGGGCACAAUUUGCAAGCAGUUGUUCUCUGAAACGUAGCACAUCUAGCUUUUAAAAAAAUCCUCUUAGAUUGGUUGAUGGACAGUUAGUGCUUUAAUUCGAAAUACGAGUAGCAUCAGUGGAAACGGUACAAUGGAUUAUAAAUCUGAUGUAGGGAAACCGAAUAUCGUAUUAACAUGUUGCUAUAAAGUGAUAAAACGUACACACGAGAAUUUGUUUAGUGGCAAAGAUUAAGCAGCGUUAGACUAGUGCUUUUAGCCUGAGUACUUCAUGCAAACUAGCUGGCGAUAAUGGAAAGCAUAUUGGGUGUGAAUCGCGGGGGGCGAGGAUAGGGAGCUGGACUCCCUCGUAAUAUAACCCCCUUCAAGACUCACUUCAGAGAGAAAAAAAAAAGUUACGAGCAUCAACACUUAUGGGCCCUUAGAGGGCUGUGAACAGUCCAGAGGGAUGUCAAAUGUUUAACCAACCUUGAUGGAUUAAGCCAAACAUAAAUCAGCGGAAAACUUGUGUGAUUCAAAACACGAACAAGACAGAUACAGCAUAAAAAAAAUUUGGAGGGGCUGUAUCUCAAAAUCAGAUUCUUUCACGUUUUUUGUUAAGAGAAUAAUUUUCAGCCAACUUACUUCCUUUUAGCAUUGAAUGAUCUGUUUCAUUAACUGUUUUUAAUCGACAUUUGACAGUGACAGCAACGAAUAACGGUGGUAACAGCAAAUAUUCUUUGUAUAGUCUGUACUGCCUCAACGACAUCAAAUUAAUCAUUAUUUUUUUUUACUAAACCACGCUAUAAGCACUUAGGCGUUUGGGGCUGCUGCUUACUAGGGUUUUGUUAAUUAGGUUGCCCCCUUAUACGCUCCAUUAUCAAAGCGUGCCGUAGAUGAAUUGUGGAUACAGUCUGUACCGAUAAUGAAAACUUGUGAUGAAAAGGGUCUGUGUAACUAGGUCAGUUGCAAUUUCAUUUGCCUUCUUCUCUCCCUGCAGCCUGUUUCAAAAGACAUUAAGAUCUUUUUAUACUGAUCUUUUUUUAUUCUUUAAUAACGUGGAGAAGAUAAAAAGACUGAACGUUGUGCGCGGAGAAGGCAAUAAAUUAGAUUUCUCUAUUAAAAUACAGAUUACACACCUUCGUAAUGAAAGUGGAAUUUUUCAUUUAACAUCUCUGUGAAACUGAGAUAUACUGUACUGGUGAAUAAAAUGACCCAUCACAUUGAUAUUUCCCUCUUUUGACAUUUUGGAAAAACGAAUAAACAAUUUAUUUUCUUUUCAGAUGCUAUGUUUGCAUGGACUGCCCCGUCUCCUGCAUGGAAUCAAACGGUGGCUGGAAGCAAUAACGUUCAAACUGUUGUUAUGCGAGUGUUGCAGGGGACUACAAAUUAUCGAGUAACGUGGAAAUACAACCUGUUGGGUGAUCAGACCAUACGGCUUAAACAGUUCAGCAUUCGUCAUGGUUCUGGCGUUCCUGAUGACAUUGGAGAUGUCAUAGGUUCAUCCUCUAUGUUAUACGACAGACACAAUUACAGAACUCGAUUCCGCUUAAAUAGCACAAGUAAAUUUUCUACGUUGACAAUAAAUAGGAUAACGCAAAAAGAGAAUGCUACCUUUCAGUGCAGGAUGCAAGAGGGAGGAAAUACAUGGGCUUACAACGUGAGGAUUGAAGUCAUAGGUAUGAUAUUUUAGUAUUGGUAUCUCAAUGAAAAAAAGGGUAGUAUUUAAAAUUUUGCAAUAUCCCCAUACCAAAUUACUUACAUCGUAAUAGCCGGAAAACACAUAGAAAAAAUCAGUCUUCGUCUUGAUUUUAUUCCUAUUUGCCCGCCCCAUGAUUGGUUGGAACUGUUCCAUCAAAUUUCCACAUGGUUUCCGUGAUGCUCGCACACGAGUACAUGCUUUAUAGUCUGUAUAAAGAUACAAAAAAGGCUUCGGCGCUUAUUUCAUUUUUUAUAUUUAUUCGUCUCUUUGUUAUAGUUAACUGCAUAUGAUAUUGUGUUGAUUGUGGUACGUGCUAUUAAUUAUAGUUCCGUGUUGUUCACCUGACAGUUACUCCGGUAAUCACCUACAUUAGUGCUGACAGAACAGUAAAUAAAGGGGAUACCGUGCUCCUUGACUGUAAAGCCACUGGGUACCCAGCACCAACGAUCAACUGGACAAGGGUGUCUGAUAACAGCGUUGUCAGAAUGCCUUUGAGUAUAAGUGGUAAAGAGUAUGAGGGAACUUAUAAAUGUACUGCUGACAAUGGAUUUGGCAAACCAGUCAGUAGGGAUGUCUCUCUUACUGUUCAGAGUGAGUAUGUAAUAAACGCAGUUAAAACCGCAUUGCCGUAGGGGCAUGAAUAUUUGUUUUAAGGUGGCUCCCUAGAGUAAAUUGGCCGUGCGCAGCCUGAGCACCAGUAUGGCGCGAGCUUUAAAAUCUGCACGACGUCCACGCAAAAAUAUAACAGACAUGGCCCCUCUGUUUCGAAAUAUUCCCCUCAAAAAACUUUAUUAACUUUCUGUUGAAGCUCGUUGUGCAAAAAGUCUGAUUAGUGUAGGUCAAACAUUUAUGAGAGGAGACCAUGUUAAAUUGCACCUGUUACAAGUCACUAUCGAUCUCCAUAAGAGUAAAUUGUAUGUAAAAACGAAGCAGAAAUUUUCCAAAGACAUCAAUUCUUUCGCUUCAAACUGAGUAGACAAACGUAAAAUAGUCGAAGUAAAUGGUGAAUGGAAACUUUACAAAGAAAACAAAGAAAUAAGGACACUAACCCUAAAGGAGGCAAUGUUAUUGUUUCUGGCCUUUGGUUCACGGUCAGUGGAAAGAUCUGAAAGAUCGAGCCAAGUCCCGAAACAACCACUGAAGAAUGUCUUCACCAGCGGCGCUCCUCGGUCACUUCAUUUCUCUCACAUUUGGUUUGAUUAAGAAAUUCUAGAAAUGGCUUUAAGGCAAGAAUACAGCAAGUGUAAUUUUUGUUUUGUUUUGCCGACUUGAUCAGUUGUUUAAAAAACGUAUCAGAAGAAAGGUUUCCUACUUAACUUGCAUCCUGAUCGAAGGAACCUUUCCAUCGAUGAACCAACAUCCUUGUCCUUUUUCCUUUUCAAAAGCUCUUUAACGCACAAGGUGCACUAGAAAACGUUGUUGCACAACGAAAAAUAAUUUUUGAGUCACAAAUUGACCCUUGUCGAAAGCAAUAGUAGGUUAUCCGUCGAGAACUACGGUCUUGUACGUGCGGCUGAGGACGUGAUGUACUUUUUUUUAGAUCUCGCCAUCUUUUACAGCAGGCUUUUAAAGAAAAACUUCGCCGUCAAAAUUAUCCCUAAAGAGGAACAAGGUUGAACAAGUAUCCGGAAGUGGGCUGGAAUUUGAAGAUCUGCAAGAAGUCGGUACAGCAGAUUAGGAAAUGAAGGGCUUAUCGCUAUCCUUCCAAAAGCACCGUCCUCAUCUCCGAUGAGCGCCAUCCGCACGAGUAGUGACCACCACGGCUCGAAUUUUGGCUACAAUGGUUAACUAUUUCGAAUAAACGGCUUCAAAACAGUGGCUUUCGUACUCUUCAAAGAAACCACAUGUUUUCAGUAGCUUUGUGCAUUAUGCGCAUGCGGGCGUGAUGGCUCGCGCGCGUAUUUCCCUCAUACCAACCCGAACCACGCGUGUUUUCCGGAUUUUUGUGACGUCAGCGCGGUUAAUUAACCGUGAAUUUCUCGCGUUUCCUUCGGUAAAUUUUUUUAAAAAUCGCCUCAUUUCUUAACAGUUGCAGUUCCUUUGUACUGUCCUUUUCUUGUUAAAAUCUGUAAGAGCUAAACUCCUCUAUUAAGAAAAGUUACAAAUUUCAAAAUAUUGGCGAAACCGUCUUAACGACACCAUGUUUUCUCCACUUUAAAAUGUUAAGCAAUAUCGUUAACAUAAAGUGGCAAACUUUAAAGACAUUUCACCGAGGGAAAUAAGAAAUAUUAAGAAAAAAUGAUCAAAAAUGACAAAAUUACUGCCUGUUUAAGGAUGCGAUGUUGCCAUGGCAACGGCCUUAAUCCAGAAAAUAAAACUUGUUAAAGGAGCCUUUUUACAUGGGUAAACUUAGCGGUGAAUUUCGUGAACCAAAUCGCAAAGACAAAGUAACUAGAUUUCCUGCUGUAUUGUAUGCUAGAUAGCUAGCGUUAUUAGGAAAUACUCUAGGGAGCCACUUUAAGGGAUAGGCGUACAAUGCAGCAUCCAUUCCAAUAUGAUACCAAGCCUUUGCAAACUUUGUGAAGCCUGCGAAGGAUUAGCGGAAGAGUGUUGUAGUGUAGUUUCUGGCGGCGGAGCCGGGCAAAAAAAAAAAUAAUAAUAAAAUAAACACCCCGCCAGCUAAUCAGGCUAAGCGUUGUGAUGAUAGACAGAUAACUAAGUUCUGAGUUUAAUUGUGUGCGGAUAUCAUCUUUUUAUUUGAUACUCAGUUUUAUAUGCACUUUGAUAUUAUAAAAACACCCUUUCGGUCAGAAAGAUUGUCUUUCUCACUUAUCACUGACCUGUCUUCCCCACAUGACAUUGAACCAGUCGUAUAAUAUUGAAUUUUUUACAUUUAGAUAUCCUUAAACAUGAUUUCUGGUGCAAUUGUAUACUCCUAGAAUUAAAGUUACGUUGUAUUUUUCCCAUUGUAUAUAUCACUUGUUUAUUCAGUAUGUUUUAAUUGCAAGAAAGUGAAAUAAACUAUUUUAUCAUUAUUUGUUAUUUUUUAUAGGUAAUAAGAGGUAGGGAAUUUAAAGAAUUGAGGAAGUUGUUAGUGGUAAAAAAGGGCGAUGGUGUAAGCACGGUGAUAGAAUAAGGAAAUGACUCUACUGCAAGGUUCGAUCCGGAUCAAAGUACUGGGAGUGUAGAUCUUUGGAUUGGAUUUUUUAAUUAAGGCAUAAAAUUUCCAAAGUAGCGCCGAAAAAGGUUCAUAAGCCCUCAAGAGACUGAAGAUUAGCACGUUGGAGACGAUCAAUCAGACUUUCGUAGAUAACUAUGACCCGGAUGUUUAUAUUUUUAUCCUUUUCAGCCCCUCCAGUAAUUACCUCACCAGCAAAGGAUACUUGGGAAAUAAUGGCCGGAGAAAGCGUUACUAUUGAAUGCUUAGCAGAGAGUGAUCCCAGUCCAAGUUAUGUUUGGAAGAAUACAGCUGGUGCCGUUGUCGCUGAUGGCCGACAACUUAGACUUCACAAAGUAAACGACAGUAGUGGAGGAAAUUAUAUUUGCACAGCAACAAAUAAACUUGGGUUUGACGAUCGUUCGAUUAUUGUACUAGUCAGAAGUAAGCUGUUCUUUUCUUUUUAUAUUUCUUCAACUUACUGACAGCGUGCAUGCCUUUCCAGGAAACCUCAAAAGAAAAAGGACAAAAACACAUCGGACGAAAACCAUGUGCUUUUGAUAUGUGCAGUGGUCCAACCGAUUUAACAAAAAAAAUUCAGCACACUCUAAUCAGAAGGGCGAGGUGAAGCCAACACUACAGACCUGGCUUCAAAUCAAAAUCAUGCCUGAAGAUCACAGUUCCGAUCCCAGCUAGAAUUUGUGCAAAAGUCAGGCAGUGAAAAUGCUUUAAGACGUUGCUUGGGGUUUUAAGGUCCUUUUUGCGAGAAGACUUGUAUAUCUAUAUCUGCAGACGUGAAACAAAGGCUCAGUAGCUGAAGACGCUGGGUGCUGGUUUGGUAGAGAUAAACGAGCUCCCCUCUAACAGUGUAAAUAAUUAAUGCAGUGAAAAUCAACUGGUUUGAGAGAAGGGUUUACGUUAAAACUAAAUGAAUGAUAGUUCAUGAUAUCAUUGAUUUUGAAUCAAGGUUAACAGUCAUUUCUUUCAACGUUUUAGGAACUAAAAUUUAUGGUACACUAGCAGUUGAUAGCGAAUUUAAGUCAGGCAUGGAGGACAUAAGCAGUGAUGUUGCAAAAGAGUUUGCAGAACCCUUCAAAAAAGAGGUAUCAUUCAUUCUAGCCUGCGUAGCAAGCGUUUCCUCGCGAGGUUCGUCUAGAAAGCUGGGACAAGAGCAAAAAAAAUGAAUGACGGGGGAGAGGGAGGGGAACGAUGGAACCGCUUGCCCGCAAACCCCACGAUUUUGAAAAACUGCGUUCGCCCACGAACGCAGCUUCUGAUUGGCGCGGUGCGGGUAGUGUUGAUUACUUAGCAUUUGAAACAUCAAUCAAACCAGGUAUGCUUUGUUUUCGUGCGUCACAAAUGUGGUCUCAUCCGAUUUGUGGUCGCAGAUUACAAAUGCUUUGUACUGAUAUUUAUUGGAAUCGUGUUUGUGCGAAGGUUUAUGAGAUCAGAGUCUUCGAAGUAUAAUUGGAGAUCGAGCAGUGGAGACUAGGGAAGGCCAAUUUCUUGAGAAUGACGGCGUGCGGAUCUGACUGGAAAAAAUGGACUGUUUGUUGGAGAUAACAUCAACAUAAAACAGAACAUCGGUACUCGACACUAGCUAAAGCCGCCAUGGACAAGCGAUUUGUCAGCUUUUUGAAAUGAAAAGAUUCUUUUUGUUUAUUGUAAAUUUAGCGGCAUCUAUUGUUGAGAACGUUUCGACACAGGCUGAAGAACAGCCGCUCUGCAAAACUUAUACCCGGCGGAGUGAAUUGUUCCGGACAAAUCAUUUUUGACGUGUCGACAAGGUUUCAGACGAGAUAAAGCCACACAAUAAAAAAACAAGAAAUUCCGCAGCAAUCGCUCAUAGUUUUAACUUUCUUUUAUCGUAAAUCUUUUUUAUUACAGUUCUUGCAAUCGCCUGCAACAUGUAAUUUUAAAAGUAAUUUUACAAAUCUGGUAAUCCAGGGGUAAUCUGUUCGUUAUGCUUCUAUUUUGACGAGCUGUCAAUUUACAAAUGAACCGAACCGUGAAAUUUCAAGGGGCGUUUUCCAAAAUCGUGGAGUUUGCGGGCAAGCGUUUCCUCUUCUCCCUCCCCGCCCCCCCACCUCCCCUUCAACCUUUUUUUUGCUUCCGCUCUAACUUUUGCGCAAUAACUCGAUUGGAAACGCUUGCUACGCAGGCUACAUUAAUUCAUUCAUUCAUUCAUCUUUUCUCUCUUUCUUUCUUUGUACUUUCUUUCUGUUGCUUCUCCUCCAUCGUUACAUUUUUAAAUCAACAAUUCAUUCCCAUAUCGUUUUAUAUUUACUUCCCUUAUAUAUAGGCGUUUGUGAAGUUAAACUGUAGAAAAUGAACGCUUUAAUUUCACUGCAUGGAAAGCGUAACUAUAACGUUAACCUCGAUGCAGCUAUUGGAAAAACAAAAUAAGCUUUCGUAAAGGAUUGGCAAGCCAAAUUAAUAUUACGCUAUGUUAAUGUAUUAAAGAAGAAGGAGAAUUCGAACACCAGAAUUAGAAUAAUUUUCCGAUCUCCAGGUGAGAAUCGAACUCACGACUAGCCUGAAAUUCAUCCGAUUGCUUCGAGUCGUUUUCUCCUCUCAACAACGUCUGAAUCGACCGGCCGUUAAUGCCGUCCAGUGACGUCACUCACUAUCCGAAAAGCGGGUAGUGAUUUUGAUUGGUUGAUUGUCUAAACAUUCGCAUAAUUAUGUAUAAUUAUCAAAAAUUUUAGCGGGAUUCUCGCUUGAUAUUCAGCAGAUGGCAUCCCUUGCAAUCUUUCGUUUAGUUCAAACAUUUCGAUAAGCUUAAUCUUUAUCUUAAACAGCAAAAUUGCCCUUGUCUUCGAAACUGAAAUGUUAAAUUGAACUGCGAAUGAAGAAUCAUUGCGGAGAGUCGGUAGGUUUUUAAUUUAGAGCCGCUUUGUGGUUUCGGCGGCCGGUGCUUUUGUUUACGCGAAGUUUUCUGAGAUCAUUGUUAUAAUUCGACCUUCUUGCUAUUUUUACCGUCAAGUGUAAUGAUUCUGUUAGCUUUUCUUUCUUGUCUCCUUGUUUUUUUUCUUUGUUAAGGACCAAGUAGCUUCUUUUCAAUUAAAACAAAUCAUUGUGUUUUUGAACUAUAAAGUGUGCCGUGUGUGUGUUUAUUUCAUUGCGUGAUUGCGACCGAGUUUGAUUAUAGAAUUUAGUACAACCGGUUCAGAGUUGUGCUGCAUGCAGUUGAUAGUUUGAACGUUAAACAUGAAUUACGAUCGAAAAAAUUAAGCAGUUCUGUAUCAUGCAGACAUUUUCAAACGAUAUUUCUCGGUUUGCCACUUGAAAAUCGUGUUUUACUUCUUGCAUGAAUUAAAGCAAAGGUCAAGGAGUAGUGACGUCACUGGACGGCAUUAACGGCCGGUCGAUUCAGACGUUACUGAGGGAGCAAUAACGACUCGAAGUAAUCGGAUGAAACUCACGAGCCUUCGAAGGCUAGUUUGGACGCUUUUAUCUAAAAUUUCUUAACAUUCUAUUCUUUUCAGUUUGACAAACUGAACAGCAAUACAGCUGGCUUUGAUAAAUCAGAAUUUCUAAGAUACAGGUUAGUAAAUAUGCGAAUUGUUUAGUUAUUUAGGAUUUCAGCUGUUAUCAAUAGCCCUUGAGUACAGGCUUCUUCCACGCCAUAUCGAGGCACUGUGAUUACUUUAGAUUAUUGUAUAUUAUUCUAGAGUAGGCACAUAAUUGCGUUUUAUUUUGGUUUUCUCUUUGGACAAUUACGCAACAUUUUACAGCGGUUACCACUAACACCCCGGGGGGUACUCCCAUAUAAGGGCUAUAAAGGUACGUGCCGCGGAAUAGGGUAUGGUUUUUGAGGUUCUCGGUCCUCAAAUAGGGUAUCUUUUAUGACCCUUUUGUUUCUGUGUCGCUGGAGUGGUCCUUAGAUAGGGUAGCUUAAUUGUAUUAUCUAAUACUGGAGUGUGAAAACGCCUGCCUAAACGAACGGUUUUUUUUUUAAACUUGAUGUAUUAAGUAUUCUAGUAUUUUAUCCUUGAUGCUAUACAUCCAAUGUUACAGUGAAGAAAUAAGAUUUUCCUUUUCAUGCUGUUAAUAAUUUUGUUUUUCCUUGAACAGGGUGUCAUUUGUCGGCUUUGGGCCUUAAAAAGGGUAUCAGUUUUCGCUUUCUUAGUCCUUAGAUAGGCUCAGGGUUCACGAACCUUCGCUGCACACCCCUAUCGAAAAUUCGCGGGAGUACCCACCCCGGGACUAACACGCACCCUCGAAUGGUUUUUUCUUUGUGGUUGAAACCUGAGUUUUCGUGGACGUCAAUCAACUGUUUCCCUGGUUUUCUCACGUGCUCUGACAGAGAAGGUUCCCUCGUCGCUGAACGAAGGGCGAAGACCUACCAAAAUAAUUUCUAAUAACGACGGCGUUUUUAAUUUUAUUUAUUUGAUUAAGAUGAAGGAUUACAUUAUUAAAACAACGAGGUCUCUGCGAGCUGAGUGAAAUAGCCGAAAUACUCUCUAUAGUUAACGGUUUUCAGGUUCUUUAUUCACAAGCUGUAUUUCUUUGAUUGUAUGAAAACACGGAAGCCGUGGACGAAUUACCAAGGACCCGCAUAAUUUCAAACAAACGGAAGAUAUCACACCGACAAUGGAUAAAGGUUUCCUAUGAACGGAGGCUGUUUUCGAAAAUGAAUUUUGUACCCCGCAGAUCUAGUCAUCAUUCUUCACGUUAUUGAAUACUCAAUAGAAUCCUGAACUGGCAAGAACUCAGACGAGUUGCCAGCGUGUAUUGAGAAAGCUUAUGUGGUUGUAACUUUCAGUGUUCAAAUAAGUCGAUAAUUUGAGUCCCCUCCGACAAACACUCCACAAAUUCGUACCCCUUGUAAUCUUGACAUGAAGCAAAAACGGCUUAAACGCCCACAUUUUCUCCGAGUGCUCGAGAAUCGGGGAAAGAAUCUUCUAUUGGCCAACGUGUAAACACGGGUUAAGGUUGAUUGAAGUCCACCAAAUCGCAGAUUUGAACCAAAGAAAAAACUGUAAAAGGGGAACGCUUUUGCAAUCCAAGAAUAGACUUGUAUACCCAAUCCAACAUUUGACAUUUAUAUCUUGUUUAUACGUAAAAAUUACGUAAAUCAAUCUUAAUUUAUCAUUAGGCUAAACUGCACAGAAAUCAGUUUUCCAGACGUUAAUUUUUUUUUGGUUACCCCCCAUAGGAACGGCAGUAUAAUCGUGUACUUUGUGCUGUACUUUAAUCUCCCAGUCAGUACAAAAGAAGGAACUUUACAAAUAAAGGAUGCAGUGGAGAGAGGAGCAAUUGGUAGUUACCAAGUAAAAAAUUUCAAAACUAUUGAGGAAUUUGAAGUGGAUCCCACCACUUCUCCUUCAGUAAGAAGCAUAGCUACCCACUCAUCUACUGCAUCCAUUUCUCCGGGGAAGAGGGUUAAUAAGGACACAUCAGGUAAGAUAAGCAAAUUUGUAUGGCUUUGUAUUUCGUAUCAGUUAACUCAUACUUCUUUUAAAGUAUGAAAUUAGUAUGUGUAACCGAUGGUGAUGAGUGAAAUUGUGGAAUAACUUCACUCGCGAUUUGUCCUGAUUCUAAUAAUUAUAUACUAAUUGAGCUUACCAUUUGAAUACCUAAUAUCAUAGGCGACAAAUUUACGCACUCGCAAUCAUGGUAUUUUUACUUGUUCAUCUUUGAGAACUCCACGCACUGAAAAGUUUAGAGCAUCAGCUUUGGCUUAAGUUGACAAGUCUGGGAAUUUUUCGACAAAAUCCCCUGUUUGAAUCCAACUUGGUGUGCUCUUUCGUGUGUUUCGGUUUUCUAAAAAGUCUUUUAAUGCCCUGACAUCAUCAUUCAUAACAUUUUAAAACUUUGAAACCAAUUUGGCUCUGAGACGUACGGAGCGUUUCCAUGGCAAUUUUGUCUAUUGACGCCAAAAUUAGGGAGUAAUUUGUCACCCAAGAUAUUAAAGCAAUAAGUUUUAACUAGCGAGAUUGCAACACACACUGAGUCACAACCACUGAAUCUUUGAUUGUCAGGUUAAGUGAAGACAAAAAUGCCCCAAUCCUCCCUUUAAUUUUAUAGGCACGCCUCUAGCAGAAAACUUUUAUUACACGAUCUCACCGCCCUACGCGACAUACGUUUUUGAUCAAGGCAAAUAAUUAAGAGCCAAGGCAAGAGUAGCUGAUUGGGCACUUGAGGGCAAAAUCAAAGCCUGCAUUAAAGUAAGCGUUUUCUGUUGUAUGAGCGAAGAAUGAUCCAACGAUGGCUCUUCCACCGUUUUAUAUGAUGGAACUGCACAGGGUUGCGGCGAGCAAAAAAAACAAUGAUUCCAAGAAAGAGGAAGACCUCACUUUCUUUUAAAAUGGCGGCCUGACGUGAUCGACUUUUCAAGGAGUGUUGGUAAUAAAAACGCGAAAUUGGUACAAAGUUUCCAAGAGGAACCGUACAGCCCAAAAGAAACCCCAAUCCUCAUUUUUUCUAGAAUUAACCAUGGAAUUAGCCGCUUCAGAUUACCCAGCUACUAUCAGAGGUAAUCCAGGUGCUUCUGUGAGUAGUUUUGCAACAAUAAAUCAACAGGGACAGUCCCGUUCCUAUUACAAUGUAGGAAAUAUUUAACAGCAAAUUUCCCGCUUUUCUCAGUUUGGUACCCAUGUUUUCGAGAUAUACUAUAUAGGGAAGUUAAUCAUGUUUCUGUAACAUGAGUAACCGAGGUCGAGGACGAGUAUGGCUACUCCCCUCGCCCCACCCCCCACCGCCCACCCCCCCGCCUACCACCCACCAGAUGAGAACAGCACUAGAUCAGUAAAAGUUUACAUUGUCUUUGAAGAACGCGGUAAAGAAGCGUCCUAUCGUCAGGAUAUUAUGCAAAUCAAUUAGGAGAUGCGGUCAAUCAAAGAGAGUUUUGAAUCAAUCUAAAUUACUAACAGACAAUUUAUUAUUGUUAUUAUUAUUAAAUUUAUAAACAACAAUUUCACUUUAUUUUGUAGAUGGACCUCCUUGGAUAAUAAUUGGCGCUGCUGCUGGCGGAGCAGUGUUGGUGAUUGCCAUUAUUCUUCUUCUUAUAUGUUGCCUGCGGAAGGACAACAAAAGUGAGUAGUUUAAAAUAUGUUAGCCAUGUUUACUUGAAGCUUGCAUAGAGGAGCUUAGUUGACUAAAAGAUAAAGUAGCCUUGCUUAGGCUUCGAACAUACCAUAAGAGAUUGCAAAAUACCCCCAACAAAUUUCAAAAGCCCUUUGGUUGUCAUUUCAUCUGUCAAAUAACGAAAGGUCAUUAUUCUUGUUCAAAUAGCUGCUAACGUUUUUUCUUUUUCUUUUUAUCCUCAUCGUUUCAUCGACUUGCGUACGUAACGUUGUACUCUAUGAUUUAGAAGGUGGAAGCGAAGCAUUGUGAGUACGAUUUUGCUUGUUUGCUUUUUGCUUGUAUGUUUUGUCACAAUUCUCCAAGAUAUUCCUUUUGUUUAUUACGUAUGUUAACUAUCAAGGCGCUAUUAAGAAGUUAAGGAGAAAAAUAAUUAGAUAAGGCUGAUUUUGAUCUGAAGGAUUAUGAAGAUCGAGGAGGGUUUUAUGCGCCGAAGUGAAAGGUUCAGAUGGAUAAAAGCCUCCUCGAUCUUCAGCGAAAGCCGAUUAGAAUUCAUGAAUUCAAAACAAUAGUCCAGACAAUGGCAACAUGACGUCAUGUUGUUCUAGAAUCCUCCAGAUUGUUGUUUUCUGGUGCAAAGUAGAGCUAUUGUUCAUAAAUGACUUCUGGUAGUUUUAGUCAAAUUUCGCCACCUUGAAAAUGGCCCAUGCAUUCUUAGUUUAAAGCUUACCUCGAUCGAUGUAAAGUUCCUGUCUUCAUUUCCCUGUUUCGUCUCACGUUCAGGAUAUAAAAGGAUAUCAAGGCAUGAUAAUUCUUGCAGAUAUUCUUCAAAUAUCAUGCACAUGUCAUCCGGGCGAGUUGUAUUCUUCUUCGCGAAACCCGUAAAAUGUUCCUCCAUUUGGUACUGCGUUACCUCGGCGACUCGUUUAUAGUCUAUUUUUCUGGCAUUAAAGCCGUACUCUUGAGGUCAUUUUCCAAAUAUCGUAAAUGUCUUCCAAAGCUGGUUAUGAAGAAUUUACUCUGUCAUUUGAGCCAAUCAGAAACGUAAGAAUAUUUUGCUAUUACUGCGAUGGGUCUGAUUGCUUUUCUCAAUGUCAUUGUAGGGACCCCAAAACAGAAACCUAGAACGAUGAAAUUCUCGGCGUAAUUAAUAUUAGUGAUGUUUUAACGCUUGUUUAUAAACUAGGUAAAACUCACAUGUGUACACUAUAUUUUUUUGAAUUUCUGUUUUCCUUGUUUCUGGGUGUAGCGGACUAUUGCACUAUUUACCCGCAUAAUUUAUACUUUAAAAUUCCGUUUGCGAACUAUUUUUCUUUCUUUUUUUUUUUUUCUUUCAAUUUAUCUAUUCAUUCUUACUAAUUCUUUAACAGGGCCAGAGAAAAUGAAAUAGAGCACAGCGCGGUAGAAGAACACACCCAUGAACAAAAACCUGUGAAGGUUUGUUGAAUUGUCAAUAUUAGCUGAAGAAAAUAAGGGGAAAUGCCUGCUUAGCAUGUGAGUGUUUUGCAUUUCACACGCUAUUUCUUUGAGUUUGUAAUCGCCUGGGAAAAGCAAAUCGUCGUUGUUGUUUGGUUUUUGCUGUCGUUUUUCGGGCGCUUGCCGAUUGGUGAGGUAAUGGGUCUCAUAUAUUUUAAGCUUUACCAGUUAGAGCUACACCAUUAGAGUCAACUCAUUCCCUUCAUUUAAAUCAAAAACAGAAACCUGGAGAAACCCUUUACGCUGAACUGCGUGAUUUGGAUCAACGUCAGAGGCCGAAUAAACCUUCCUAUCCAGACGCAUUACCUCCUGUGAAGAGACCAUCACCUUAUGAAAGGACAGAUUACGCUGAAAUCACUCACUUCAUUAAAGGAGACGUCAAUGGCCAGCAGCAGAUGUGGUCGCCGAAUGGAAAGAAAGAGCCAUGGAUCGGCAUGCAAAUGUUUUGCUGA